AUGUCCUCAGAAGAAGGCAAACUUUUCGUGGGAGGGCUCAAUUUCAACACGGAUGAACAAGCCUUGGAAGAUCACUUCAGUAGCUUUGGGCCUAUCGCUGAAGUGGUGGUGGUGAAGGACCGAGAGACUCAGCGAUCUCGGGGUUUUGGUUUUAUCACUUUCGCCAAUCCAGAACAUGCUUCAGAUGCCAUGCGAGCCAUGAAUGGAGAGGGGGUGGAGGGCAGCGGCAGACAGAACCGGGCUGCUUGGGAGGCGACGACUGGUCCUGCAUGA
Elephantulus edwardii (Cape elephant shrew) is the source of this 273-nucleotide messenger RNA. It is a transcript of the gene RBM3, whose product is annotated as RNA binding motif (RNP1, RRM) protein 3. Lineage: Eukaryota; Metazoa; Chordata; Mammalia; Macroscelidea; Macroscelididae. The transcript is spliced from 3 exons. The coding region runs from base 1 to 273 and encodes 90 amino acids. Gene Ontology annotation, biological process: positive regulation of mRNA splicing, via spliceosome; regulation of translation. The record is from RefSeq and is a predicted model, not a curated record. Gene Ontology annotation, molecular function: RNA binding; ribosomal large subunit binding. Gene Ontology annotation, cellular component: spliceosomal complex.